GUUGGAUGUGAAUAUAAGUAACAAUCCUUAACAGCAGCUCCUCAUCUGCGUCUGAUUAUAAGUGUGAACAGUAGCAACAAUGAAACACAUUUCAGCACUGGUUUUGUUCCUUCUCCUGGGGAUGUCCUCAGCACGCAGCUAUCAAAAUGUGGCCCUGCGUGGCAAAGCAACCCAGUCAACCUAUAUGAGUGCGGUAUUUUCGGCUGCCUACGCUGCAAUUGAUGGAAACCGUGAUUCUGACCUUCGCCACGGAUCAUGCUCACACACCGAUCAACAGACCGACCCCUGGUGGAGAGUGGACUUGCUCGAGUCCUACAUUAUCACUUCCCUCACCAUCACUAACAGAGGAGACUGCUGUCAUGAAAAGCUCAACGGGCUGGAGAUCUACAUAGGCAACUCUUUGAAUAACGAUGGCUUAAUAAACCCAAAGGUUGGACAAAUUUCUGAAGUUGGUGCAGGCAAAUCCUACACUGUGAAUUUCGCUGGUCGUGUGGAGGGGCGUUAUGUAACCUUGACUCUUCCUGGUUCAGAAAGGGUCCUCGCACUCUGUGAAGUGGAAGUCUACGGAUAUCACGCUCCAACUGGUGAGAAUGUGAACUACUACAUGAGCUGCACAAACACACACAGAAACAACAUCAGUAGUAGCGCUUCUCUUUGCCUGAAUCAUCAAUUUCCAGGAAGAAGCAUCUGCUCAGUCUGGAUACUCAAAAUGAUGAAACUGAAUGCUUUCCUUCUGCUACUCCUCCUAGGAAUAAGCUCGGUUUCCACUUAUCAAAAUGUGGCCCUGCGUGGUAAAGCAACUCAAUCAACCCGUUUAACUGAUAACCCCGUGUCAGCUGCCCACAACGCGAUUGAUGGAAAUCGUAAUUCUGAAUUUUCGGAUGGGUCUUGCACACACACUAACGACCAGACGAACCCCUGGUGGAGAGUGGACCUGCUUCAGUCCUACAUAAUCACGUCUGUCACCAUCUUCAACAGAGGAGACUGCUGUCAGCACAGACUCAGUGGGCUGGAGAUCCACAUAGGCAACUCUUUGAACAAUGAAGGCUUAGAAAACCCAAAGGUUGGUACAAUUUCUGAAGGUCGCACAGGUGAAUCCAAAUUGACUUUCACCAAUCGGGUGGAGGGACGUUACAUAACAUUGACUCUGCCUGGUUCAAGCAGGAUCCUCACACUCUGCGAAGUCGAAGUCUAUGGAUACCCUGCUCCAACCGGUGAGAAUCUUGCACUCCAAGGAAAAGCCACACAGUCGUCAAGAUAUUCAUUUGGCAUUGCAUAUAAUGCCAUAGAUGGAAAUCGUAACAGCAAAUGGGAAGAGGCCUCCUGCACUCUCACAAAAAAAUCAAUGAGUCCAUGGUGGCGACUUGAUCUGCUCAAAACACAUAAAGUGUUUUCUGUUAGUAUCGUAAAUCAAGAUUCUCACCCAGAACGACUCAAUGGAGCCGAAAUCCGCAUUGGAGAAUCUCUUGAAAACGAUGGCAACAACAAUCCCAGGUGUGCCGUGAUCACAGGUAUUGCAGGAGGUGCUGUUGCUGAUUUCAAGUGCAAUGGGACAGAGGGCCGUUACAUUAAUAUCGUCAUUCCAAAGAGAAAUGAGUUCCUAAGUCUGUGUGAGGUCGAAGUGUAUGGCUCGAGCACAGAAAAUCUGGCUACGCGUGGUAAAGCAACUCAGUCAACCUGUUACCCGCAUGCUAGGGCAUCUGCCCUCAAUGCGAUCGAUGGAAACCGUAAUUCUGACUUUAUGGCGGGGUCGUGCACACACACUAAUGAACAGACCAAUCCCUGGUGGAAAGUGGACCUGCUUCAGUCCUACGUCAUCACUUCCAUCACCGUCACUAACAGAGGAGACUGCUGUCAUGAAAGGCUCAACGGGCUGGAGAUCCACAUUGGCAACUCUUUGGUCAAUGACGGUUUAGAUAACCCAAUGGUUGGUAGAAUUUCUCGAAUUCGUUUGGGCAAAUCCUUCGAUCUGACUUUUACCAAUCGUGUGGAGGGACAGUAUGUAACUUUGACUGUGCUCGGUUUACGAAGGAUCCUCACACUCUGCGAAGUGGAAGUCUAUGGAUACCCUGCUCCAACUGAGGAGAAUCUUGCACUCCAAGGAAAAGCCACACAAUCCUCACUGUAUGCAUUUGGCAAUGCAUUUAAUGCCAUAGAUGGAAAUCGUAACAGCAAAUGGGAAGAUGCCUCCUGCACUCUCACACAGAAAUCAAUGAGCCCCUGGUGGCGACUUGAUCUGCUCAAAACACGUAAAGUGUUUUCUAUUAAUAUAGUAAAUCAAGAUUCUCUUCCAGAACGACUCAAUGGAGCCGAGAUCCGCAUUGGCAAUUCCCUUCACAACAACGGGAACAACAACUCCAGGUGUGCUGUGAUCACAAGCAUCGCUGGAGAUGUUGUUGCUAAGUUCACAUGCAAUGGAACGGAAGGCCGCUAUGUUAAUAUUGUCAUUCCCGACAGAGAAGAGUUCCUGAGUCUGUGUGAGGUCGAAGUGUACGGCUCUAGCACAGAAAAUGUGGCCUUGCGUGGUACAGCAGCCCAGUCGAUCUCUGAGGACCACGUCCUCUCAGCUGCCCACAAUGCGAUUGAUGGAAACCGUAACUCUGACUUGAGCGCGGGAUCGUGCACACUCACUAGUGCACAGAACCGUCCCUGGUGGAGAGUGGACCUGCUUCAGUCCUACAUCAUCACUUCUGUCAACAUCACCAACAGAGGAGACUGCUGUCAUGAAAGGCUCAACGGGCUAAAGAUCCACAUAGGCAACUCUUUGAACAACGAAGGUUUAGGAAACCCAAAGUUAGUACAAACACAUGCAGAUGUUGACAGUUAUUUUUAUCAGUUUAUUCCUUUUGCAGGAGACAAUCUUGCACUUGAAGGAAAAGCCACACAGUCAUCCUUGUAUGGAUUUGGAUUUGCAUACAAUGCCAUCGAUGGAAAUCGUAACAGCAAGUGGGAAGAGGGCUCCUGCACUCACACAAACAACAACAUCAGCCCUUGGUGGCGACUUAAUUUGCGCAAAACCCAUAAAGUGUUUUCUGUUAAAAUUGUCAACAUUGACUCCAACCCCGAACGGCUCAACGGAGCUGAGAUUCGCAUUGGAGAUUCCCUUGACAACAAUGGCAACAACAACCCCAGUUUUGCAGGAGAGAACCUUGCACUCCAAGGAAAAGCCACGCAGUCAUCAGUGGAGACCUUAGGGCUUGCAUAUAACGCCAUAGAUGGAAAUCGUAACAGCAACCCAGAAAAAGGAUCCUGCACUCAGACAAGCUAUGACAACAUCCCCUGGUGGCGACUUGACCUGCGCAAAACACACAAAGUGUUUUCUGUUAAGAUAGUCAACUCUGAUUCUGACCCAGAACGACUCAACGGGGCUGAGAUUCGCAUUGGAGACUCUCUUGACAACAAUGGCAACAGCAAUCCCAGGUGUGCUGUGAUCACAAGCAUCCCUGCAGGCGGCAUUCAAGAGUUCCAAUGCAACGGGAUGGAUGGCCGCUACGUUAACGUUGUCAUCCCAGGAAGAGAAGAAUAUCUGAGUCUGUGCGAAGUGGAGGUUUAUGGUUCUGUCCUGGAUUAGGUGCAAAAAUUAUUUCACUUACAGAAUUUUAACAAAUCAAAAGAAAUCCAUCACCCGAUGACAACUGGGAUAGGCCAUCAUAGGCAGGGGACACAGCGCCAAUUUAUCAGAAUAGAAUCAGAAGGCUAAUAAAGAGAGACCUGUAUUCCAAUCUGAGCAUCACACACUGACUUUGUGUAAACAACAGCUAAAGAACAGUUAGCUAAAGGCAGUUACUCACGAGACAUUCAGCCUCACCAUUACAACCAAACAGGUGUUGUGAGCAGGUCAGUGGGCGAGUUUCUCCCAACGCUGUCAGGACAUAUUUGAUGAGACUCUUGAAUGUCUACAAAGGCAGUGCAGAGUGCAAAGAAAGCAUGACGAAUACAGCCAACAAAAAAUAAAUGGAAAAUACACCAGAUUCAAAUAAAUCAAUAAACAAUCUUUUAAAAAAUUCAAA
This is a messenger RNA of Neolamprologus brichardi, 4010 nucleotides long. Lineage: Eukaryota; Metazoa; Chordata; Actinopteri; Cichliformes; Cichlidae. The record is from RefSeq and is a predicted model, not a curated record.